UGUUAUUGAAGAUGGCGACGUCAUUAGGAGCCAACACGUAUAACAGACAGAAUUGGGAAGAUGCGGACUUCCCAAUUCUUUGUCAGACAUGUCUGGGAGAAAACCCUUAUAUUCGUAUGACCAAAGAGAAAUAUGGAAAAGAAUGCAAGAUCUGUGCACGGCCCUUCACGGUGUUUCGCUGGUGUCCCGGCGUGCGCAUGCGCUUUAAGAAGACAGAGGUGUGCCAAACAUGCAGUAAGAUGAAGAACGUCUGUCAGACCUGUCUGCUGGAUCUUGAGUAUGGUUUACCAAUCCAGGUCCGUGACACUGGGCUGUCAAUUAGGGAUGACAUGCCGAAAUCCGACGUGAAUAAGGAAUAUUAUACUCAAAAUAUGGAGCGAGAGAUCCAGAAUUCAGAUGGUACCAGACCAAUUGGACAGCUGGGGAAAUCUCCAAGCCCCAGCGACAUGCUGCUAAAACUGGCCCGUACCACACCUUACUACAAGAGAAACAGACCUCACAUCUGCUCCUUCUGGGUCAAAGGAGAGUGUAAGAGAGGAGAAGAAUGUCCUUACAGACAUGAAAAGCCCACAGAUCCGGAUGACCCGUUGGCGGAUCAGAACAUAAAAGACCGCUUUUACGGCAUUAAUGAUCCAGUGGCUGAUAAACUCCUGAAACGGGCCUCCACCAUGCCCAGACUGGACCCCCCUGAGGACAAAACCAUUACCACGCUCUACAUCGGGGGGUUGGGGGAAAGUAUCACAGACUUAGAGCUCAGGAACCACUUCUACCAGUUUGGGGAGAUUCGCAGCAUUACCAUAGUGCAGAGACAGCAAUGUGCUUUCAUCCAGUUUGCCACCCGGCAGGCAGCUGAGCUCGCUGCCGAGAAGUCCUUCAACAAGCUCAUUAUUAACGGCCGUAGGCUCACCAUGAAGUGGGGCAGGUCUCAGGCAGCCAGAGGCAAAGACAAAGACAAGGAAGGGGUCAGUGAGAUGGGCACGAGGUUGGAGCCAGUGCCGGGUCUGCCUGGAGCUCUGCCACCACCCCCAGCACUUGAGGAAGAAGCUUCAACCAAUUACUUUAACCUGGACCCUAGUGCCCCUUCGGCAGUGAUAAACCUCAGCCUCCCCCCUCCCCCUGGCCUGGGUAAUCCACCACCUCCAGUAUUUGGUUCUCCGAUGUUCCAUCCUAUGGGUCCUCCUCCUCCUCCUCCUCCUCCUCCCAUGGGCUUCAGACCUCCAGGCCACAUCCACUACCCUUCCCAGGAUCCUCAGCGAAUGGGAGCUCACGCGGCCAAACGGCAUGGGGACUAGUGAAAUUGCUCUUCAUUCUCUUGUUCCAAAGGUCAAUGUAAAGACUAGGGGUCAAGUCUAGUGUGUCAUGGAGCUUUCAACACUGCUCUGUAGCUAUCUGUGAGUUCAGGUCUAAGAAUGCAAAGUGAGUUGACUCACUGCAAACACGUUAUCAGGUUAGGAAUAUUUUCAAAUGAAGGUCUUUAGACUUAGCAAACAUUCAACCAGUGGUUGAUAUGUGGUUGGGAAAUGCUGUUUACUUAUGCUAAUUUGCUUAGGAUUGACAUGUCACCAUCUCAGUUUUGCUCCAAGACUGUUUUUAGUUUAUAAAAGUUGAAGAGUAAGACUUGAAAUCUCAUUGAGUGAGUGUUGAAAUGAAUUGUGCAUGUUGACUGAACAGUCCAACCAUAGAACAAAUACAAGAAGUUAUUAUAUUGCAUUUAACAUCUCAUGUCUCGGAAAUAUCUACUUCCACUGCUGUUUUUCGGUCCUUUUGAUCAAGAGUUUAAAGCACUAUUCUUUCAGAAAUAAGUACUUUUUAAUUUUAAUUUGCAUUUUGAGAAACAGAACACUGAGUUUGACCUUAACACAGUUUUAGACACAUUUUUGUUGAUG
This is a messenger RNA of Chanos chanos (milkfish), 1886 nucleotides long. Its product is annotated as pre-mRNA-splicing factor RBM22-like. The record is from RefSeq and is a predicted model, not a curated record. NCBI's taxonomy places the organism in Eukaryota, Metazoa, Chordata, Actinopteri, Gonorynchiformes, Chanidae. Gene Ontology annotation, molecular function: U6 snRNA binding; pre-mRNA binding; metal ion binding. The coding region runs from base 12 to 1292 and encodes 426 amino acids. The transcript has 11 exons. Gene Ontology annotation, cellular component: U2-type catalytic step 1 spliceosome; Prp19 complex; U2-type catalytic step 2 spliceosome.